Molecule: messenger RNA, 4170 nt
Organism: Phasianus colchicus (ring-necked pheasant)
Lineage: Eukaryota; Metazoa; Chordata; Aves; Galliformes; Phasianidae
Gene: LHPP
Product: phospholysine phosphohistidine inorganic pyrophosphate phosphatase
Biological process (GO): dephosphorylation
Cellular component (GO): cytoplasm; cytosol
Molecular function (GO): phosphatase activity; inorganic diphosphate phosphatase activity
Source: RefSeq, a predicted model, not a curated record
ACGAGGGGGAGACGCGGAGUGGGUCAGCAGGCAGACCCAUAGCAGAGCCCAGGCCGUUCUCCUGACAGCGUGGGACGCUCAGAGCUGACAGAAGCAGCACAACUGGGAGAAAACCACACGCAUCCCUGCUGGUUGUAACAUCCAUCCCCUGCUCCCUUCAGGCCGCCUCGCCGCGCUCAGACUCCAUUUCCCAGCAGCCCCCGGGGCAGCGAGGCGGUGCCGACAUGGCGGCCUGGGCACGGGCGGUGCGGGGGCUGUUGCUGGACAUUAGCGGGGUGCUGUACGACAGCGGCGGGGAGGGCGGCGGGGUGCCCAUCGCCGGCUCGGCUGAAGCUGUGCAGAGAAUCAAAGCAUCCGGCCUGAAGCUGCGGUUCUGCACUAACGAAACACAAGCGACCCGAGAGAAAUUUGUGAAGAAGCUGCAGGGCCUGGGCUUUGACAUCUCUGUGGCUGAAGUCACCGCCCCAGCACCAGCAGCCUGCCGCCUUCUGAAGGAGCGUGGGCUGAGGCCACACCUGCUCGUGCACGAUGAUCUUGUCCCUGAAUUUGCUGACAUUGAUAAAACAAACCCAAACUGUGUGGUUAUCGGAGAUGCGGCAGAAAAUUUCUCCUAUGCAAACCUUAAUGAAGCUUUCAGAGUUCUGAUUGGAUUGGAGAAACCUGUUUUGAUCUCCCUUGGAAAAGGACGCUACUAUAAAGAAACUGAUGGUCUGAAACUUGAUGUUGGAGCAUAUAUGAAGGCAUUAGAGUAUGCCUGUGAUGUUCAAGCUGAAGUAGUGGGCAAACCAGCAAAAGCAUUCUUUGAGUCAGCCCUAGCAGAAAUGGGAGUUCGACCAGAGCAGGCCAUCAUGAUUGGAGAUGAUAUCGUGAGCGACGUCGGCGGCGCCCAGCAGUGCGGGAUGAGGGCAGUGCAGGUGCGGACAGGAAAGUACAGGCCCUCUGAUGAAAACCACCCCCAGGUGAAGCCUGACGCCUAUGUGAACAACCUGGCAGAAGCGGUGGACACGAUCCUCAGCCAGAUGUAGGGGCAAUGGUGCUGCAGAGACCUAAGGGAUGAGGAUGGUGCCUUGCAUGUGGCACAGCCACCAGCUGCUCCGUCCUCUGUCUCCCUGGUGUGCUUCUGAACUGUUCACCCAAGGUACUAAACCAAGACUAACCUCAACAGAGAGAACACCAAACCCUCUGUGUGCAUUUUGAGCUUCCUUCCCCUCGGUGCCAUCCAAGUGCCAGCACAGCCCUUUAAAGAUGAGGAUGUCUCUGAGGGGCAUGGAGAGCAGUCAUGCCCUGCGCAGUUUGGCUGGGUACCGGUGUGCCUCCACACUGGUAGGCAUCCUAUGGGCAUCCCAAAAACCCUGUGGGACUAUCAGAGCACACUGGGCAAGGCUGUGGUUCUGUUUCCAUCCUGGUUUCCAGCACCUCUCUGGCACUGCCCUGAGUCAGAGGGCAGGAAUUCAGGACUGCUAUGACAAAUCGCAGAAUAAUUGUGCCGUCAUGGCGUUAAUAAACACAGUGCUGUGAAUCUAAUCCUGUUGUUGUCAUGUUCAAUUGGAUCAGCACCCCCAAAGGGUUUGUAGGGGACAUCUCCAACAGGGGCCUAUGGUUUCUCCUCCCCUUUGCAGGGCAGCCUGGUGAGCAGGCAGGGCAGCUCACUCCAAACAGAGAAAAUUAUAGAUUUGGGAUGGCUUCCCCACCAUCACUGCCUCUGGAUGGUGUUUGCAACCUUUUAAAGCCAAAAGCUUUCAAGUGCGGUCAGCAGCUCUGUACCCCUUGGAUUUUAGGCAAGACUUUGUGCCUUAGAGUGGAACGGAAUGAGACCACAUGGAUUUUAACCUGCUUCUGGCCUCCUGUGGGACCACAGAAAGGUUAUUUAAACACAAAGAGCACGUGUGUGUACGUACAGCAUGCUGCCUGCAUCCAGCUACUGCUGUCUGAGUGCAGUAAAUGACAAUUCCAGCUCGGUUUCCAGCAGCCCACAGAGUUAAGGUGACCCCAGGCACCGAUGCACUGUUCUGUGUUUCUGCACCGAGUGCGUUGCAAAGACUGCACCCCUUGGGGACAGGAGGGGGAAUGUAGGAGUUUAAUUGCAAUAAAACAAACUACAUCUGGGAAAAUGACCUUAGUGGUGUCUCUUGUUCUGUUUUUCUAUCUUUUACCCUCAGGGUAGUGGUUCAGCCAAAGUCUACGGCUCCACACACACACAGAGGAUGCUGUAAGCCACGGUCCAGCAUUAGUGCUGCAGUGGGUCACGGAUAAUUCCUUUUUUAUCCUGUAAUUCUUUCUUCUUGUUCUGUUCUGCUAAGCCUGUCGGUCAGAUUAAAGUUAGGCAGACAAACUUUUUGGAUUGUUCGCUCACUUAAGGAAAUGCAGCCGUUCUGCUUUCUGGUUUAAGAAAUAAGUGAAGGGAAGGAGCAGAGCACAGGCUGUAGGACAUUGUCUGAUUUCACAGAUAACAGAGGCCCUGUGUGCCUUUACCUGGGCUUCCUGCCUUGCUCAGCUUCAUAUUUUAAGGAUGGGACAUCGUCAGAUGUUAAAGUUAGGUAGUACGAUUAGGUUGUGAUUGGACUUGAUGGUCUUGAAGGUCUUUUCGAACCUGAGCAAUUCUAUCAUUCUAUGAUUACCUCUGACCUUAAACAAGAAACCUAAGACAUCGCUUGGCACUCAGCUUUGUGAUUCCCCAUCGCCUCCCCCAGCUCCACAUACGAGCCCCCCCACCACCACGAGAGCUCCGACCCACAGCGGUGCGUAGGAGCACAGAGAGGCGAGACGCCGGCCGGGCCGAGGGCUAUGGAACCAGGAAGCUUUAUUUACACAGUAAAAGUAACAAGCAAUUUCCUGAGACUGAGCUGCUCUAGUGCAAUCAAGUCAUGGAGAGGGGACAGGUCAGCAGUCUUCUUGCCCACCCCGGGGCCACCUGCAAUGGCCUGGGCACACACAUACCUCUGCGCUUGUGCAGUGUGCAGAGAUGUUGCUAUGACAGGGCAGAGCUUCAGAAGGCUUUUGUUGUUGUUGUUGUUGUCAUAUUUCUUUUUGUUGUGUUUUUUUUUUGUUGUUGACUUGUUUUUGUUUGUUUUUUUUUUGGCCAUCCUCUUCUUUUGAUUUCUUCCACAUCGAAAACAUAAAACUCCGUAAAGCACUGCUACAAUCCUAGAAUAUCCUACAUCAGUUUGUUAUCCUGUUCAGCCAGGAGCUUUGAAACAAAGCACUGAAAACACAACUGUAUUGGCCAAGGAGGCUAUGCUAUAACGUGAAAAAAUUACAAUCUAUGUUACAAACACUUCUUCCCAUCUUUUUGUCCAAGAUGUAAUCUUCCUUAGAACAGGCUCGAAACACGUGCGUGUGUUACCGGUGCUAAGCGUUCCUCUAUCCAAACCCUUUAUUUCCUUACUGCUGCAAUCUUAUUGCUGAUGCCAUGGCCUGCUGUCAUCCUGAAGCUGUCGGAUUGGGUCAAGCCUUCAACAAGCCACGGGCAUCUUCACAACCACGAGCCUGCGAGCUGCAAGCAAAGGCCUCCACCUGCACUGCAUUACCACGUUCUGGCAGGGCUUUGCUGCAAGGGUUCCCAGUGAGGUCCUCUAACAACCAGUGGAUCCCUGGGAGCCCCUGGGCUGCAAUGGAUCUCAAGGAACUCGCACCGCAUCUAACUACAAUCAACAGGAUGUCCCCUGGAUCUGAGGCACGUACUAUAUUAUAUUUAAUAUUUUUAAUUUUUUUUUAUUUAUAUAUAUAUAUAUAUAUAUAUAAAUCCACAACUGUUUUACCUCUACAGAGAGAGAUUUUUUUUUUUCCUUUUUUUUUUUUUUUUUUAAGUAAGGCUUUCUCGAACUGAAAACAAGUACAUGAAAUCAUACGAAACCAACAGAGAAACACCCAACAGAACACCACUGUGGCCUACAAACCGUCACUGCAGUCUGUGUCUAAGCUAAUGUGCCCGGUAUAAGGCCAUUACUCAUUGGAGAAGCAUCUUUAGUAAGGCAAACGGGUUGUGCUGUAUGUAAACUGUAUGCUACGUCUGUGUCAGGUACAGCCGACGGCCACUUGGUCACCGUCCUACUGCAUGGGGUGAGCAUGUCCUAGGUAGCAGCCCUUGGAGGGAGAAAAGAGCCCUUGUUACAGCCCCACGUGUGCAUAGGCAAGCGUGCCCUGAGCUCUGCGGGAGCCCGGGGCUGUUAU